This is a messenger RNA of Tachysurus fulvidraco (yellow catfish), 2089 nucleotides long. It is a transcript of the gene lhx3, whose product is annotated as LIM homeobox 3. Gene Ontology annotation, cellular component: nucleus. The record is from RefSeq and is a predicted model, not a curated record. The transcript is spliced from 6 exons. Lineage: Eukaryota; Metazoa; Chordata; Actinopteri; Siluriformes; Bagridae. Gene Ontology annotation, molecular function: RNA polymerase II transcription regulatory region sequence-specific DNA binding; DNA-binding transcription factor activity, RNA polymerase II-specific. Gene Ontology annotation, biological process: regulation of transcription by RNA polymerase II; neuron differentiation. The coding region runs from base 218 to 1396 and encodes 392 amino acids.
GCAGGCGCGAGCUCUUCCCUUUCCGUUAUAUGUUUAUUUGUUUGGACUUGGAUUUUUCUCUCUUUUGCACGCGCGUUUCUCACAUAAGACAGUAUACACGCGUUAGAUUCGCGUUUGUUUAUAUAUCAAUUUAGUUUUCGGUAUUAGUUUUUCCACUGGUUUAGUGUUCAGGAGCGGUGUUUGUAGUGUUUUGUUGUGUUUUUAUCCAACUGCCGCAAUGCUGCUCGAACAUCCUGGAUCGAGUUGUCAAAACCCAGGAAAUUUCUCCAGAUACAGCUCGGGUCAAGAUAUCCCGGUGUGUGCAGGUUGCAGUCAGCACAUCGUAGAUCGCUUCAUCCUGAAGGUGUUGGACCGUCACUGGCACAGCAAGUGUCUGAAAUGCAGCGAUUGUCAGUCACAGCUGGCAGAGAAGUGUUUCACCCGUGGAGACGGAGUCUACUGCAAAGAAGAUUUCUUCAAGAGGUUCGGGACAAAGUGUGCGGCGUGUCAGCAGGGCAUCCCGCCGAGUCAGGUGGUGCGGAGAGCGCAGGACUUUGUCUAUCACCUUCACUGCUUCGCCUGCAUCGUGUGCAAGAGGCAGCUAGCCACAGGGGAUGAGUACUACCUGAUGGAGGACAGUCGACUGGUGUGUAAGGUGGACUAUGAGACGGCCAAGCAGAGAGAGGCCGACUCGACAGCAAAAAGGCCGCGCACCACCAUCACAGCCAAGCAGCUGGAGACGCUGAAGAACGCCUACAACAACUCGCCCAAACCGGCGCGUCACGUCCGCGAGCAGCUGUCCUCAGAGACCGGCCUGGACAUGAGAGUGGUGCAGGUUUGGUUUCAAAACAGAAGAGCAAAAGAAAAGAGGCUAAAGAAGGAUGCAGGAAGACAGAGAUGGGGCCAAUACUUUCGUAACAUGAAGCGGUCCAGAGGAAACUCCAAAUCAGAUAAGGACAGCAUCCAGGAGGAAGGCAUGGACAGUGAUGCUGAGGUCUCCUUCACAGACGAGCCUCCCAUGUCUGAGCUGAGUCACUCAAACAGCAUCUACAGCAGUCUGAGCGAGAGUUCCCCGGCUCUGGGGCGUCAGGGUGGAGCACACGCGCCCUUCACUCUGGAUCACGGACCCGUCUUGCCACCUCAGGAUCAAUACCACGACAUCCGCCCCAGCAGUCCUUACAGCCUCGCACAGUCACCUGCUUCCCUUCCGCCUCUUCCCAGGCAGCAGCCCCUCAUCUCUAGCCUGGUGUACCCCGACUCUGGCCUGCCCAUGGCGGGCCAGGGUGGGCACGGCAUGGUGUCGGCCGGUCCAAACGGCCCCAGCUCGGACCUCUCCACCGGAAGCAGCGGCGGCUACCCAGAAUUCCCGGCUAGCCCCGCCUCCUGGUUGGACGAGGUCGAUCACAGCCAGUUCUGAUGAGGGACUUUUGAAAGCUUCAUAGGAGGAAAGUAAGGAAGUCAAACUCAUCAACUUUAUUGUCAUCUCCUGCAUGGACUGAACAUGUUUUGGACUCAUGGAUGGAGCAGAGACUCAAAACAAAUGAUCCAGAAAUGUUUGCCCUCUCUGUUAGAUUAUUUGGAGCAGAGUUUUCACUUCUGUUUCGCUGACAUGAAGAUCAAACAUUCCGAGCCUGACAGAAAAAAAACCCAGAAACGAUUUACUGAGAUGCCUGAGAUCUGACCUCCAUCUUGUGGCAUCAUCUGCGCUUCAUCAGUGCGAUAAAGUGGAAAGACACGUUUGUAUGAAGACGUCGCUCCAUGAAUGUGCUAUAGAUAUCAGACUGGACUUUCAUAAGACUUUAUUUCCAUUCUUCAUUUCUCUUCUCAGUGUCUAAGUGUAAACACCACCAGUUUUUUUGUGUCCAGGUUGUUGCCAAAUGUCUCUAUCCAGUAACUCAGCAUUGUGGAUCCUUUAUUUUUAUAUACUGUACAGUCUCGUCUGAAGUCACGAUCACAUUUCGUGUAUUUCCUGAACAGGAGUAGACAAGCUGUAGUUGUUGACUCUGGUUAUUCUGUAGGAUACUUCGAUGCAUUUUGUGUGUUUUUGAAUGUAUCUCGUUCGUUUUCCUCGGCCUCAGCUUGCAGCUCCCAGGCUCCUCUACGUGUUUAU